This is a messenger RNA of Perognathus longimembris pacificus (Pacific pocket mouse), 1656 nucleotides long. Its product is annotated as PRAME family member 8-like. The transcript has 5 exons. Gene Ontology annotation, cellular component: cytoplasm. Bases 1 to 1656 code for a protein of 551 amino acids. The record is from RefSeq and is a predicted model, not a curated record. NCBI's taxonomy places the organism in Eukaryota, Metazoa, Chordata, Mammalia, Rodentia, Heteromyidae.
AUGGAAAAGCUAAAGCCCAAUGUUAGCCCAGACUUUGACCUAGGAGACCCAGGAGAACUCAGUGAAGACAUGACCCUCCGCAGCCUUCUCUUCAAGUGCAGUACCCAUCUCCAAUGCCAAUUCAUGUCUUUAGCUGUUCCACGUCAUGCACAUAGGAAAGAUGGUGUACUGGUGGAAAGCAGCCAUAAAAACAUGGGAAGGACAACCAUCCUGGAAGAGGGAGAAGAAUAUGUAAAAUGUCCCCCCGAACAGCAUUACCCCUGUGUCCACAGAAUAGUAAACAGCCAGGAAAAUAAGGGAAAGGAUGGUGGAGAGAGCCCUGCACACCAGAUCCGCAUUUCAUCCAGCAAGAUGAGCGCCGGGACCCCACCCUCACUCCAGCAACUCGCCAGGAAAAGUCUGCUGAGCCACCAUGCCCUGACCACCUCUGCCCUGGACAAUCUGCCGCUGCUGCUGAUCCCUUCGCUCUUUGUGGAGGCCUACACUGGGGGCCACAGAGAGGUGCUGAAGGCCAUGGUGCAGGCCUGGCCCUUCCCCUGCCUCCCCCUUGGGGACCUGGCACAGCCACCAGACCAAGAAACCUUCAAGGCUGUCCUGGGUGGGCUUGAUCUGCUACUGGCCAGAAGGGAGCGCCCCCGUCAGUGGAAACUGCAGGUGCUCGAUCUGCAGGGGGAGCACCCAGGGAUCUGGACGCUGGGGUACCCUGCCAUGGCACAAAUCUCCUACCCAAAGGUCCUGCCUGUCAAGCCAAGAGCAAGUCCCUGGACAGAGAUGGCUGAAGAGCAGCCCUUGGUGAUCGCCAUCCACUUGACCAUCGACGAUGGCACUCAGGAUGAUCUCCAAGCCUUCCUACUCCACUGGGCCCGGGAGAGGAAAGAACGAGUCCGGCUGUGCUCGAGGGACCUGCAAAUUCUGUGUGACUCCAGCUCUGAAAUCCAGAAGGCUCUGUCAGUUGUGAGUCUGGACUCUAUCCAGGAACUGCUGGUGAGCGAACUGUGGCAUGGAGAAACCAUGCAAACCUUUGCUCCUUACCUGAGCCAGAUGAAGAACCUCCGCAAACUUACUUUCUGCAAUAUGCGUGGGGACUUCUACACUCCCAGCUCUCCAGAUUUCUCUUAUUCCUCCCAGUUGGGGGCACAACUGGGGCAGCUGCAGCGUCUUCAGGAGCUGCAUAUGCAAGAAGUCCUCUUCCUUGGUGGAAAGCUGCCCGCCAUCCUCAGGAGUCUGCCACCUUUGCAGCUCCAGCACCUGCGGCUGAGGAAUUUGUCUAUGGACAGCUUCAGUCCUGAUCCCCUGAGAGCCCUGUUGGAGCAGGUGGCUGGCACCUUGGAGACCCUGGCCCUGGAGGACUGCAACAUCAGUGAUGCCCACAGCCUCCUGAGAGUCAUUGCCAGGUUGGGCCACUUGAGCGGAGGAAUCUAUUCUCCCCCUCUAGAGAGCUACGGGUCCACGGGGAACAUUGACCCUGACAGUAUGACCCAGGUUCUGGCUAGUUUGGCCCAGGCACUGAAAGAUGUAGGGACAACCCAGAAGGUCCAGGUCUGUACCGAUUUCUGUCAUUACUGCAACACUUUCCAAUACUACAGCCUGGAGCCGGAUGGUUCCUGGGUGUUCACAGAAGAGGGGCCUCAUGGCCUUGCUGCUCUGCCUGAGUAG